This is a messenger RNA of Pezoporus flaviventris, 456 nucleotides long. RefSeq names its product citrate synthase, mitochondrial-like. Gene Ontology annotation, biological process: carbohydrate metabolic process; tricarboxylic acid cycle. The record is from RefSeq and is a predicted model, not a curated record. Bases 94 to 456 code for a protein of 120 amino acids. NCBI's taxonomy places the organism in Eukaryota, Metazoa, Chordata, Aves, Psittaciformes, Psittacidae. The transcript has 4 exons. Gene Ontology annotation, cellular component: mitochondrial matrix.
CCGGCUCCUGCUCUCCCAUAGAACCCCCCGUGCGUCCUCUUGGCCGCCCGCCGCGCCAGCGCCGCCACGAACCUCAAGGAUGUCCUGGCCUCCAUGAUCCCCAAGGAGCAGGCGAAGAUCAAGAGCUUCAAGCAGCAGCACGGCAGCACGGCCAUCGGCCAGAUCACGGUGGAUAUGGUGUACGGCGGGAUGAGGGGCAUGAAGGGGCUGAUCUACGAGACCUCGGUGCUGGAUCCCGAUGAGGGCAUCCGCUUCCGCGGGUACAGCAUCCCCGAGUGCCAGAAGCUGCUGCCCAAAGCCGCGGGGGGCGAGGAGCCGCUGCCAGAGGGGCUCUUCUGGCUGCUGGUGACCGGGGAGAUACCACGCAGGAGCAGGUACCGCCACGGGGACACCGCGGGCACCGGCGAUGCCGGCACCGGCACCGCCGGCUCAGCCCCGCGUCCCCGUUGCAGGUGA